Geodia barretti is the source of this 297-nucleotide messenger RNA. The record is from the annotation of a GenBank genome assembly. NCBI's taxonomy places the organism in Eukaryota, Metazoa, Porifera, Demospongiae, Tetractinellida, Geodiidae.
AUGGGCGGGUUACAGGUGUGGGACUGCAAGGGCGAGGGCUGUUCCAUCAACCUUGCGGCAGGCUCGAUGCUCGCCGAGGUGAUACAGGGCAAGGCGCUGAAUGACGUUGACGCGCUGGUUGGGCUGUAUCGCAGGAUGAUGCGGGGUGACGCUGAGGCGGAGGCAGCGCUUCGUAGUGAAGGCGACCUAUCGAAUCUCGCCGGUGUGCGAGACUAUCCUGUGAGAAUCAAGUGCGCGCUGUUGCCGCUGUCUGCUCUGACGCAGGGUAUCGAGUGCUACAAGGGUAAGACUGGCUGA